AUGAAGCUCACAGAGUCCUUUGUAAUAUUACUUUACCUAUUCCAAGUAAAGUCUCAGAGCAAAAGAACUAAUAAAAUGUUGAAGACUUCAUCUCAAGAUAGACAAGUUCCUCAGCAAGGCAUUGAAGAAUACCCUCUUCCCAUCCAAUCAAUAACUUCAUCUAACAUUUCUAUACUGGAACAUCUAACAAUCUCAACAAGAGGUCCCUUGUUGACGCCUCCACGUGAGCACAAAUCCUCAGAAGAUAUGAAGCUUCAUCUUCUGAAGAACAAACAAGUGACUUGUAAUGAUGGCACAACUGCAGGGUACUACAUCCGAGAAGCCAAAGCAAACAAACGAUGGAUUAUAUUUCUAGAAGGGGGAUGGUGUUGUUACAGUAAAGAAACUUGUGAUAUCAGAUAUAAAAGUGCCAAACGGUUAAUGAGUUCCUCAAACUGGCCAAAGACCAGGAAAGGUACAGGAAUUCUCUCGCCCAGGCAGGAUGAGAACCCUCACUGGUGGAAUCUAAAUGCUGUUUUCGUGCCAUACUGCUCAAGUGAUGUCUGGAGUGGAAAUGUAUCCAAAGUUAACAAUGAUUAUUCAUUCAUGGGAUCAUUAAUAAUUCAGGAGGUAAUUCGUGAUUUGGUACCAAGAGGCAUUAAACAGGCCAAAACUGUCAUUCUGGCUGGUUCUAGUGCCGGAGGUACUGGAGUCCUUAUUAAUAUUGACAGAGUGUCAGCACUUGUGGAAGAACUAACAGCGGACACUGUGCAAGUACGAGGCCUCGUUGAUUCCGGGUGGUUUUUAGAUAAGAGACAUGCAAAAUCUGAUUGUAUGGAUGGCUCCUCGUGCGCAUUAACUGAUGCAAUCAAGAAGGGUUUGAGGCUUUGGAAUGGAGUACUUCCAGAUAAAUGCAGACAACAAUUUAAGAGAGGGGAUGAGUGGCAGUGCUUCUAUGGUCCCAAAUCAUUCAUAUCGAUGAGAUCCCCUAUCUUUGUGGUUCAGUGGCUUUAUGAUGUGGAACAGCUAAGAAUAGAAAACAUCCAACCUGAUUUCCAAUUCAUGACAGCAAAUCAGUGGAAUAGCAUACAGAUCAUUGGGCGAGAGCUAAAGAAGUCGCUGCGUGAAGUCCCGGCAGUAUUUGCUCCAGCCUGCUUCUCCCACACACUUGUUACAGAAAGCAACUGGCUGGAUUUCCAAGUAAAGGGUGUAAACUUAGCUCGAGCUCUGCAAUGCUGGGAGAAAAGCCUACAGGAGCGAAGGAAUCAAAAGACUGUCAUGCGUGGAUGUCCCUUUCAUUUAAUAGAUAACUGUCAUUGGCCUCAUUGCAAUCCCACAUGUCCAGCUCUUCAUGACCCGGUCACUGGCCAAGAAGUUACAUUAUUGCAAAUGUUUCUCAGGCUGAACCUUGAAAACCAGAAGAGAGGUCAGGAGCCCAAAGGAGAUCUAAACCAGCUGAUGGCCAUGCUAAGAAAUGGUGGUUAA
Nanorana parkeri is the source of this 1464-nucleotide messenger RNA. RefSeq names its product palmitoleoyl-protein carboxylesterase notum2-like. The record is from RefSeq and is a predicted model, not a curated record. The transcript has 11 exons. Gene Ontology annotation, molecular function: hydrolase activity. NCBI's taxonomy places the organism in Eukaryota, Metazoa, Chordata, Amphibia, Anura, Dicroglossidae. Bases 1 to 1464 code for a protein of 487 amino acids.